Naumovozyma dairenensis CBS 421 is the source of this 2115-nucleotide messenger RNA. RefSeq names its product DNA polymerase epsilon noncatalytic subunit (gene DPB2). The record is from RefSeq and is a predicted model, not a curated record. Gene Ontology annotation, cellular component: epsilon DNA polymerase complex. Gene Ontology annotation, molecular function: DNA binding. The coding region runs from base 1 to 2115 and encodes 704 amino acids. NCBI's taxonomy places the organism in Eukaryota, Fungi, Ascomycota, Saccharomycetes, Saccharomycetales, Saccharomycetaceae. The transcript has a single exon. Gene Ontology annotation, biological process: DNA-templated DNA replication; error-prone translesion synthesis.
AUGACAGGAACAACAACUUUAUUUGCAACGGGGAACGUCCUUCCAGUAAAGAUUCAACCUCCAUUGCUAAGACCCAUGGCAUACAGAAUAUUAUCCAAGAAAUUUGGUCUCAGUAUCAAAUCAGAUGGUCUUGCGUCAUUAGCUGAAUUCAUUGGAUUGACAUUUGGUAGUAAUUGGAAGAAAAGUAGUGAUACUUUAAAGUUUUUGGAAAAUUUUGCCACUAUUUGGAAACAACAAGAAAGAGGACUGUUUGUGGAUCAAAUUGGUGUUAAUGAAGUUAUUUUGGAAAUGAAAGAAAGAGAAAAGACUGAAUUACAAGAACUUUCUCAAUCGCAUGCACAUGGAAAGAUGCAAAAAAGCCUUGCAAGGAAACAUAGCAAUAUUAUUGAUAAUUUCGUUGGAAAUCAUAACACUAACAUCGAUGAUCAUGAUAUUCCAAUGGAUAUUGAUGAUAUAAACGAUCUCGAACCUUCGAAUGAUAAAAAGGAACAAUUAAAUUGGAAAGAUUAUUUCAAAGUUAUUAAUGCACAUGAUCAACAAAGAUUUAUUUAUAAUUCCAUGAAAAUGCAAUUCCAAUUCCAACCAAAUAAAAAGAAAAAACAAGGCAUUAAUUCCAACUUAUUACAUCUCAAACUACCCAAUAUUCUAUCAAAUAUAUCGCUUUUCCAAACAAGAUAUUAUCUAAAUAAAGAGAGAAUAAUGAGAAAUGAAAAUUUCCAAAAUACUGAUUCAUUCAAUCCCUUAUCUUCCAUGAUCCACAUGAAAAAUGAUCUUACAACAACUACUACCACUACUACUACGAAUCAAACUGAAAAUAUAUCAUCAUACAUGUCAAUAACUCCAAUUAAAAAUUUAUUAGGACGUGAUGGUAAAAAUUUCUUAAUCUUGGGGUUAUUAAAGAAAAACUCAAAGGGAAAUUGGUCCAUUGAAGAUCCUUCAUCAUCUAUUGAAAUUGAAAUAUCUCAAACCACUCCAACUCCUGGCGUAUAUUACGUCCCAGGUUGUAUUGUAUUAGCUGAAGGUAUAUAUUUCUCCGUGGGUAAUAAAUUCCAUGUCAUUUCAAUGACAUUACCACCUGCUGAAAGAAGAGAAAUUACUUUGGAUGCCAUUGGCAAUCUAGAUUUAUUAGGAAUGCAUAAUAUAUCAAAUGAAAACUAUAUAGCAAGAUUAGAUUCAGAUUUGAAAAUAAGAUUACAUUUCUUAGAAAAGGAAUUAGAAGAUCAUAGAUUCAUAAUAUUGGGUGGUGAUCUUUUCCUUGAUGAACUAACCACAUUGGAAGCUCUACGGAAAGUUUUUGAUAAAAUAAAUGAUGAUCCACCAACUAUAAUCAUUUUCCAAGGUUCAUUCACAUCAAUACCAAUUCAUGCAUCCAUGACAAGUAGAAAUAUAAGUUCCACAACACAAUAUAAAAAUAAUUUCGAUUUGUUGGCUAAUUUAUUGUCUAACUAUGAAAAUAUUAUCAAUGAAUGCACAUUAAUUUUCAUUCCAGGGGUUAAUGAUCCAUGGGGGUCAAUGGUCUCUCUAGGUGCUACAGGUCCAAUACCACAAAAUAAAAUCCCAUCAUAUUUCAUUAAUAGAAUGAAUAGAAUUUGUAAAAAUAUCAUUUGGGGAUCAAAUCCUACUCGUAUCUUAUAUUUAUCUCAAGAAAUUGUCAUAAUGAGAGAUGAUAUGGCUGAUAGAUUUAAAAGAAAUAGUAUCACUUUCCCCAUGCAAGAAGAAAUGAAACAACAACAUAUAUUAGAAUUACAAGAACAAUUAAAUAAAUUAUCAGUAGAUGAUACAAUAUCUAUUAAUCAAUUAAUUAAUAACGAGGGUCAAUUAAAUUCAAAAGUGAAAGAAUCAAGAAGAUUGGUGAAAACAAUUUUAGAUCAGGGUCAUUUAUCGCCAUUCAUUACAAAUAUACGUCCAGUCAUUUGGGAUUUAGAACAUUCUUUAACAUUAUAUCCAAUACCUUCCACUAUGAUCAUUUGUGAUUUAUCUAGUCCACAAUUCGAUUUGACUUACAACGGUUGUAAAUCAAUAAAUCCAGGUAGAUUCAUGCAUAAGAGAAGAGCAAGAUACGUCGAAUAUAAACCUUCUUUGAAGAAAAUUACUCAAGAAGAAGUAUAUUUUUAA